AUGGGGGUGGUUUUGUCAAUAUUUAUUGUGUUUUUUCUUCAUGUUGUUCGCCUCGCUCAUAUAGAUUCUGGAAUACAAUUAUCGACACAAAAUUCAUAUGUAUCUGCAAUCGGGGACCCAGGAAUGAAGAACCCAAAUGCCAGAUUUGGGUUAGAAGCUUGGAAUUUCUGCAAUGAAGUAGGCAUCGAAGCACCCCAAAUGGGAAGCCCAAGAAUGGCUGAUUGUGCUGAUCUUCACUGCUCGCUUAUCACAGAUAAGAGGAGCAAGUGUGAAGUUCACCACAAGGUGAACAAAUCGGACAAUGGAUUGAAGGCUGGCGAUGCAUUUCCUGUUGGCGAGUUUAAAUCAUAUAGGGAUCCUGAUCUUUAUGCUGUGGAAAAAGAAAUUUAUCUUGGUUCUCUUUGUGAGGUCCAUGAUUUUGCCGAACCAUGGUACUUUUGGAUGAUCAUGCUGAAAAAUGGAAACUUUGACAAGAACACAACACUUUGCCCUGAGAAUGGCCGAAAAGUUACUAAGAUAGUGACAGACAGAAACUUUCCUUGUUUUGGCGAAGGAUGCAUGAAUCAACCGCUUGUGUACCAUAAUCAGUCACUGGUGGUUUAUUUUGGGGAUAAUGCGUCUUUAGUUGGGGGAUUCUAUGGAACAUAUGAUCUUGAUGCCAAUUUGAGUGCUGGUUCCGGAGAUAAUUCUUUCUUUUCUGUUUCAUGGCAGAAGAAUUUAAGCACAAAUAGUUGGAUUGUAUCGCAAAAAUUGACAACAUCAUCCAAGUAUCCUUGGCUCAUGUUGUAUCUAAGAGCAGAUGCAACAAAAGGAUUUAAUGGAGGUUAUCACUAUAGUGGACGAGGCAUCAUAAGAAAGUUACUAGAGUCUCCUAACUUUAAGGUCCAAUUGACACUUGAUGUUAAACAAGGUGGAGGGUCCAAUAGCCAAUUUUAUCUUCUUGACAUUGGAAGUUGUUGGAAAAAUAAUGGGGACCCAUGUGAUGGUGACGUUGUAACAGACGUGACUAGAUACAGUGAGAUGAUUAUUAACCCGGCAACUACAAGCUGGUGUCGUCCAGAUAAUCUGGUGUCAUGCCCACCUUACCACAUCAGUUCUACUGGCACGAUAAUACACAGAAAUGAUACAUCUCGGUUUCCGUAUUCUGCUUAUCAUCUUUACUGUGCUCCUGGAAAUGCGAACUAUCUGGAAAAACCAUUUGAUAUUUGUGAUCCAUAUAGCAACCCACAAGCACAAGAAUUGGUUCAAAUUCUGCCUCAUCCUGAGUGGGCUGUGCAUGGUUAUCCUGCAAAAAGGGGAGACGGAUGGAUUGGGGAUUCAAGGACUUGGGAGCUUGACGUUGGAACUCUAUCCGGUCGGCUAUACUUCUAUCAGGAUCCAGGAACAAAACCUGCAAAGCGUGUGUGGUCUUCUAUCAACGUUGGUACAGAAAUAUACGUUAGCCCCUCGGGGACCAAUGCUGAAUGGACUGUAAGUGAUUUUGAUAUAUUAGUUCCUAAAGAUACCCAAGAGGAUGGUCAUGGAUAUAUGUGA
This is a messenger RNA of Fraxinus pennsylvanica, 1533 nucleotides long. NCBI's taxonomy places the organism in Eukaryota, Viridiplantae, Streptophyta, Magnoliopsida, Lamiales, Oleaceae. The record is from the annotation of a GenBank genome assembly.